GCUAGCAUUUAAGAAAGUGAUUUAAUGUCCAUAAAUAGGUUUCAUUUGAGUUACUCGUCCACUUCCUUAACAUCGAAUAUUGUUGUCGCUGGACUUUCAUUCCCCACAGCGCUGUAAAGUGAACACCAUCACCCACCAGCAAUGCCUAAGGCUAAGGUUCAUGUUUCCCUCCUUCGCCUAAUCCUCUCUCGUCUGGUCUUCUCAACACUGUUCAUCAUCCACCACUCCCUAGCUGACGUUGGCACUGCAGCCAAAUAUGGCCCUCCCUUUCUGCCCACAGCGUGUUUCGGUAGAGACGCAUCGCAGUUCCCCUCGAGUAACAUGUUCGCUGCGGCAGGGGAAGCUAUAUGGGACAACGGUGCCGCGUGUGGGAGGCAGUAUCAGCUGCGCUGCAUCAGCGCCGUCGCUCCUGGAACUUGCACUCCUGCCCAGACGAUUCAGAUCAAGAUUGUGGAUCGAGCGCAAUCAACGGUUUCCAGGCCUUCCCUAGGGGGAACUACCAUGGUCCUCUCCACCACUGCCUUCCAGGCCAUCGCAAAUGUUUCUGCGUCCUUCGUUAACGUAGAAUACCAGCAGGUUUGAAAAUGGGAAGCAGCUCUUGGAUUUGGAUGGCAUUAUGCAAAGGGAAUGAGAAGCCAGGCAAAGUAGUUGCUCCCAAAAUUAGUGUCUAUAAUGAUUGCCUUUUGUUCUUAAGUAUAUGAUCAAAUGCCAAGUUUUUUAAAAAAUAAAGUUAAGCCGGUUAAAUUUA
This is a messenger RNA of Cajanus cajan (pigeon pea), 748 nucleotides long. Its product is annotated as EG45-like domain containing protein. The record is from RefSeq and is a predicted model, not a curated record. Lineage: Eukaryota; Viridiplantae; Streptophyta; Magnoliopsida; Fabales; Fabaceae.